Molecule: messenger RNA, 2342 nt
Organism: Rhododendron vialii
Lineage: Eukaryota; Viridiplantae; Streptophyta; Magnoliopsida; Ericales; Ericaceae
Product: E3 ubiquitin-protein ligase RSL1-like
Exons: 3
Coding region: 1-1857 (618 amino acids)
Biological process (GO): protein polyubiquitination; ubiquitin-dependent protein catabolic process; positive regulation of proteasomal ubiquitin-dependent protein catabolic process
Cellular component (GO): ubiquitin ligase complex; cytoplasm
Molecular function (GO): nucleic acid binding; zinc ion binding; ubiquitin conjugating enzyme binding
Source: RefSeq, a predicted model, not a curated record
AUGUACCAAACCAAUUUUGAACAAGUUUUUACCGAACGAAUACGAACUCAUCCUCGAGUAGCUUGGUUUGAUUCUUUGAAGGGUGGGUUGGAGUUGCUCUGGUGUUUUUUCCCCACCCCACCGCACAGUGUAACAAACUUUCCAAUUGGAAGACCCGAAAACCUGUCUUCGUCUACUCCAGCAGACGCGACAAAUACCGACUACGACGACCUCCACACCAUCGCUGCCGCCCAACGCCGCGAGCUCAUGGCCGCGCAAAUCCUCGAGUCCGACCUCGACCUCGCCUUCCGCCUCCAAAUGGAAGAAGCCAUCACCGCCUCCCUCUCCCUCCACCCCUCCUCCUCCUCUACCCCUCCUCCUCCCAAUCCGCCCCCCCAAAACGACGACGCCUUCAACCUCUCCGCCCUCCACACCGAAGAGCUCGACAAACUCGACCAAACCCUCCGCGACCUCCUCCUCACCGAGUCCGAAACGAACCGGGCGAGGGAAGACCUCUGCCGCCGGAUCCACGACUCCAAGCUGGCCCGGGAGAUCGAACGCAUGCCGGAGGAGGAGUGGGAGGAGCGCGGCGACGAGUUCGAGCGGCCGUUCGGAGAGGGAUCGUCGUCCGGCGAGACUUUUAGGGUUUACUUCAAGGGCUUGGUAAGCGAGGAGAGGGUGGGGGAUUCGGACGUGCCGUUGGCGGGGAUCGGCGUGGCGAUUUGUGACUCGAGGGACGGGUUGGUUUUCGAGCUGAGGAAGCCAUUGGUGGGGAUAGGGAGGAGCCGGCUUGUCGCCGAGGCUAGGGCCUUGAUCGAGGGAUUGAAUGCCGCCGUCGUGCUGGAUUUGAAGAGGAUUGUUUUGUGUUGUGAAUACUAUUCGCUCUUCCAAUUUAUUACUGGUCGAUGGCCUCCCAAGCAACGGAAGGUUGCAACAUUAAUUAGUCAGGUGACCCAACUUCGUAAGAAAUUUUUGAUCUCUGCCCCAUCUCAUGUGGCCCGAAACGAUAUCAAGUUUGCAUUUAAACUUGCACGAGAGGCAAUAGUAUCUCAGAUCAAGAGGCCUUCAGAACCUAGCGGUGCCAAUAGCACUUACGGGAACUGUGUAAUUUGUCUAGAGGAUAUGGAUAUUAGCCACAUUUUUUCUGUUGAUGAUUGCUCUCAUCAUUAUUGCUUUUCUUGUAUGAAACAACACAUUGAAGUGAAGUUACUCCAUGGUAUGGUGCCCAAAUGUCCUCAUGAGGGCUGUAAUUCCGUACUGGAAAUUAAUAGCUGCAGAAAAUUCUUGACCCCUAAAUUAAUUGAGAUGAUGAGCCAGCGCAUGAAGGAAGCUUCCAUCCCCGUCACAGAGAAAGUUUAUUGCCCCUAUCCCAAGUGCUCAGCGCUAAUGUCUAAAACUGAUGUUUUAGAAAAUUCUAAGAAGACGAUCAACACAAUUGUAGGCGUUCAACGAUCCGGAGUGAGGAAAUGCAUCACAUGUCAAGGCCUCUUCUGUAUCAAUUGCAAGGUUCCUUGGCACGACAGCAUGAGCUGCCAUGAAUACAAAAAGAAAAAUCCUUACCCCCCCGCAGAAGAUGCAAAGCUGAAGACUCUUGCAGAUAUGAAUCUAUGGCGUCAAUGUGUGAAGUGUAACCAUAUGAUUGAACUUGCUGCAGGAUGCUACCACAUGACUUGCAGAUGUGGGUAUGAGUUUUGCUAUACUUGUGGAGCUGAGUGGAAGAACAAGAAAGCGACGUGCUCCUGUCCACUUUGGGAUGAGGAUUACAUUUUAGAUGAUGAUGAUGAAGAAGAUGAUGACGACGACGACGACGACUAUGACUCUCAAGUGUCUGAAGUUGAUGACUUCUACGACUCUGAUUCAGAUUAUUAUGACAUUUGAUCACGCAGCUCGCGUGUAAUUGCAUCUACAUCGCUGCAUCAUUUGUUUCCGAAUGGCAACUACCUCUGAUUCACUCUCUUCUUUUGUGCAAAAAUAAGGCCUAGAUUAUAUGCGCCACUAUCAGUGCAGUCCACCGAGAUACACUGCAUCCCCUUGGUGCAUUGAUGCACCACAGGGAUCUUGUCCCCCAUUUUGUCGCUUCUCAUUGGUGGAUUACAAGUCGAUGUGGACCCGGUUUUACACCCACAUUUAUUGGAGUUUUCUGCUCGGGUCUUGGGGUCCAGAAUUGUUGAUGAAUUCAGGGCUUGUAUGUGUUCCUUGGAAGAGCAUGAAACCUACCGAUGAUAAUAGACUACUGGUCAGGGAUUGGGAAGUGAAUUCUAGGUGUGCAUUUGUAUAUUUUGUUUCUUGUUGCAUUGCUGCCUUUUGCUUUGUUGUAUUGACCUUCGAGGUCUGCUGGUUGUAGGACUAUGCGAGUUUUGGUU